Molecule: messenger RNA, 3006 nt
Organism: Saccharomyces kudriavzevii IFO 1802
Lineage: Eukaryota; Fungi; Ascomycota; Saccharomycetes; Saccharomycetales; Saccharomycetaceae
Gene: PHM7
Product: Phm7p
Exons: 1
Coding region: 1-3006 (1001 amino acids)
Cellular component (GO): plasma membrane
Molecular function (GO): calcium-activated cation channel activity
Source: RefSeq, a predicted model, not a curated record
AUGGCUGACAGCAGUGACACAGGUUCUUCGACUUCGGCGUUCGUUAUAACGCUGAUUGCCAACGGCCUCGUCGGCAUCACAUUUGUUUGGCUCUUCUUGCUACUACGGCCCAAGAAUAGAAGAGUGUACGAACCACGGUCGCUAAAGGACGUUCAGACCAUUCCAGAGGAAGAGAGAACAGACCCAGUGCCCGAGGGCUAUUUUGGGUGGGUCGAGUACCUGCUCUCUAAACCGCACUCAUUCCUUAUCCAGCACACAGGCGUGGACGGGUACUUUCUGAUUCGGUACAUCGGGAUCGUUGGCUCGCUUUCGUUUAUGGGCUGUUUGAUCAUUCUUCCCAUCUUGCUCCCUGUAAACGCGACCAGCGGCAACAACCUGAAAGGGUUUGACCUGCUGUCAUUUUCAAACGUCUCCAACAAGAACCGGUUUUACGCGCACGUCUUCCUCUCCUGGAUCUUCUUCGGCAUGUUCACGUACAUCAUCUACAAGGAGCUGUACUAUUACGUCGUGUUUAGACACGCCAUGCAGACCACCCCGCUAUACGAUGGGCUGCUUUCCUCUAGAACGGUCAUUAUCACUGAAUUGCACAAGGACAUCGCUCAAGAGGGGGAGAUGCAGAUGCGUUUCCCCAAGGCCUCUGACGUGGCCUUUGCGCAUGACCUGUCGGACUUGCAGGAGCUGUGCAAGGAAAGAGCCAAGAACGCCGCCAAGUACGAGGCCGCCUUGAAUAAAGUUCUGAACAAGUGCGUGAAAAUGACCAGAAACAAGACCCAGGAGCAGCUCGACAAGCUGUACAACAACGGUACCAAGCCAAAGGAGGACUUGGAGACCUAUGUACCCUACAAGAAACGGCCCAAGCAUCGUUUGGGGAAAUUGCCGCUUUGUCUGGGCGGCAAGAAGGUCAGUACGCUGUCGUACUCCAGUAAGAGGAUUGGCGAAUUAAACGACGAGAUUCACGAAAAACAGGCUGAUUGGGCCAGCAACGAUAGGCAACCUGCCUGCUUCAUCCAGUUCGAGUCCCAGUUGGAGGCGCAAAGAUGCUUCCAAUCCGUGGAAGCGAUACUAGGUACAACCCAUUUCGGUAAGUGUUUCAUUGGCCACUCCCCAGAAGACAUUAACUGGGACACGAUGCGUCUCAGUGGAAAGGAAAGACAUUCCAGAAGAGCUGUGGCAAAUACCAUCAUGGUCUUGCUCAUCAUAUUCUGGGCUAUCCCCGUUACCGUGGUUGGUGCCAUUUCCAACAUCAACUUCCUCACCGAUAAAGUCCCCUUCUUACAGUUCAUCAAUAAUAUGCCCGAUUUUUUGAUGGGCAUCAUUACCGGCUUGCUCCCCAUCAUUGCGCUAGCCAUCUUGAUGUCUUUGGUCCCCCCUUUUAUCUUAAAGCUGGGGAAAAUGAGCGGUUGCGUUACUGCGCAGGAAACUGAUCUGUAUUGCCAAGCUUGGUACUAUGCAUUUUCAGUCGUCGAAAUUUUCUUAGUCGUCACCGCCGCUUCUUCCGCAUCCUCCACCGUUGACUCGAUCAUUGACGAUCCGAGCUCCGCCAUGACGCUGCUGGCAAGCAACUUGCCCAAGGCAUCCAAUUUCUACAUCAUGUAUUUUCUAUUGAAGGGUCUAACAGGCCCCACAUGGUCGAUUUUGCAGGCGGCUAACCUGGUGCUAAGCAAAUUUUUGGGCAGAUUUUUGGAUUCCACCCCAAGACAAAAAUGGAAACGCUACAAUACACUCUCCAUUCCUCGUAUGGGUGUUGUCUACCCCGGUAUUGAGGUCCUGGUAUGUAUUUACAUCUGUUACUCGAUCAUUGCUCCUAUACUGUUGUUUUUCAGUACGGUGAUGCUGUCUUUAAUCUACGUCGUCUACUUGUACAACCUAAACUAUGUUUUUGGGUUCUCCUUCGAUCUAAAGGGACGUAAUUAUCCGAGAGCGCUUUUCCAGAUUUUUGUGGGGAUUUACUUGAGUGAAGUAUGUUUGCUCGGGUUGUUUAUCAUGGCUAAAACCUGGGGCCCUCUGGUGCUGGAAGUGGUUUGGAUUGUAGUUACUGCCCUGGCUCACAUUUACAUGAAAAGGAAAUUCAUGCCGUUAUUAGAUGCGGUUCCCCUGAGCGCCAUCAGAUACGCAAGAGGCGAAUCUGGUUAUUCUUACCCCACGUCAGACCUUGGUUCCCAAGAAAUAAGGGAUAUCGCGGAGGAAAUGAAGGGUAAGUAUGAAAGCGACAAUACUCACGGGAUUUUAACUCCCGUUACCAGGGACGAUUUGAAGAAAGCCGAUCUAAUACCUGACAACAAUAAUACUCCGGAGAACAAUGGGCUAGUUAACCCAUUUGAAUCUAGCUCUGAACGUACUUCGUCCUACCGAUCCAACGGGGACGGUGAUUCAAUGAAGAAAAUGAAUGAGCCAGUUAUCAAAAAAUCAAGCACCCUUUCCUCUUCCGCCAAGAAUAGGGAUAACAACGCUGCUGGCAACGAAUCUACCUUUGUUCCAGAGAAUGAUAAAUUCCGCAAGUUCCAUUACAGCGAUGUAGAGGCACUAAGAAACAAACGCCCUUAUGGCGAUGAUGAUCACGAACAACAUGGACCCGAAGGUGCCCUACCAGUUAAUGCGGACUCGGGAGUCAUCUACAGCAACCCGGCAGCAGUGAUGAAAGAACCGCAGGCAUUCCCACCGGACGUUUUGGAAACCAACACAUGGUCGCAAAGAAUUUUACAAUUUUUCAGUCCAAGAAAAUCGUACCCGUUUGACGAGGUCAGAACGAGGUUCCCAUAUGUUUUCAACACCAGUAUUGAAUAUGAUGAAGAAUACUUGAACGCCGCAUAUACCGAUCCUUGUGUCAGAGAAAAAGAUCCUAUAGUGUGGUGCUGUAAGGACCCAUUGGGUGUUUCCAAACAGCAAAUUCAAGAAGCGAGGUCCAAUGGUUUGGAUGUAAGUGAUGAUUUCACAAGGUAUGAUGAAAAAGGUAAAGUCAUUUUUACUUACAACCCCCCCGAUUACGAGCCAGAGGUUAAAAAGUGA